This is a messenger RNA of Psylliodes chrysocephalus, 1102 nucleotides long. The record is from the annotation of a GenBank genome assembly. Lineage: Eukaryota; Metazoa; Arthropoda; Insecta; Coleoptera; Chrysomelidae.
UGUCCACUUAUAUUUAUAUAAAGGCAAUUUUGCAUGCACGAGUAAGACAAAAGGAUAUGAUUGGUUUUAAUAACGGUUAAAAAGGCCUAGAAUUGUCGAACUCGACUAUAGAACUGUGGAUGGAGAUCAGAGACAUCGAUGUCAUCUGUCAAAUAUUGACAUUUGUAUUAAAGUUCUUUAAAUGAAACAAACUGAAAAUUGGUUAAUUUUAUGUCCAUUGUGAAAAAUACAAUUUAAUACAUUUUGUCAAUAAAUUUGACAAAUUCUUCAGAAUGGGUGACAGCAAAAUCUUGGACACCAACAACACGGAAAGAGAACGACAACAAAGCGAGAGUAGUGAUACCGAAUUUGAUCCUCAAUUCAAACCCAUCAUUACUUUGCCAGAAGUUGAAGUUUCCACAAAUGAAGAGAAUGAAACUGAUCUGCUGAAAAUUAGGGCCAAGCUCUACAGAUAUGAUACAUCAGGAGAAACUUCUGAAUGGAAGGAAAGAGGCACAGGUGAACUAAAACUGUUAAGGCACAAUGAAACCAAUUCAGUAAGGGUUGUUAUGAGACGAGACAAAACCUUAAAAGUAUGUGCAAAUCAUUUCAUCACCCCAUGGAUGGAAUUGAAGCCUAGCAUAGGUAGUGACAAAGCAUUUGUCUACAAUGUAUUGGUCGAUUUUGCUGAUGAGAAACCCAAGUCUGAAACAUUGGCUAUCAAAUUCGGUACUGUUGACAAUGCUAACCUGUUUAAAGCAAAAUUUGAAGAGGCCAGGCACAUAGUCCUGACAGAAUGUGAGCUCUACAAUGAUACAAAUGAUAAAGAAAAUGAAAAAAUAUCAGAUGAAAAAUUUUCUUCUUUAGAAAAUAUUGUUGAUGAAAGCAAAAAAGCUGAAUCUGACGAAAAAGAGUGUGCAGAACUGACUAAAAAGAUUUGUGAAUUGGAUAUGACCAACAAAGGAGAAAAUUAACUUUUUAGAUAAAUAAUAAACAUAGAUAUAUAUUUGUACCCCAGUCUGGACUGAUAUACUAGAGGUAAAGUUUGCCUUACAAAAAAUAAUAUCGAAAUGAAACAAAUAAUAUUUUUAGAUCAUAAGUUAAUAAAGUAAUAUUUAGGGCU